AUGAAAACGUACGAGUUUUUAAAGAAUCUAUCGAAUGCUCUGUUGCUAUGCAAUUACGUGGUGGAGAUGUUCGACGAAAAGCCGCAGGCAGUGAGGAUGAUGACCUUUACCUUUGAUAGUCGUGCUGGCUCUGUUACUAAGCAUCAAAUGACUUAUCCAGUGUUUGAGAGCGGCGAUUAUGUUAAGUAAGGAAGGGGUAGGGCGUUAGGGGUGGUGGUUUGGGGAAUUACAGUGGGAGUAAUUUUACUUUAAGGAGGGGCUGCUUACAAUAAAUCAUUUUUUGAGAAUGUGAGCUUACUGUAGAGGUAAAUUACUGUAAGUUUAAUCCUAAUUCUUUAGGCUAUUGCGCUUUUCUAAAAAAUGCUUUUCCGAUGUUACUAUAGCUAUAGGUAUGAAACUGAUCUUUUUUAUUCUAAUCAAUGACGUUUUAGACGUGAACACUACAUGACCUUUCCAACUGAUGAAGAUAUUAAAAGUGUCGUCAUUUUGCAGCACAAUUACACUUCUUUUGGAGGUUAUAUCACCAAGAACAACAAAGUAUGCCACUUCGACAACAAACAUUACGACGCAUCAAAAGAGUCAGAGCGAUGUCUGAACGAUGGCCAUAUCUACGUCUUCAAUGGUAAAUUUGCAUAUAUUCCAAAAGACUUGGAGGAUAAUAUCACGCUUAUUGAAAACGGAAGAAAUAGGAUUGUAAACGAUGUCGAAGGCCUUAAAACACCACUUGGAGUGGUACAAGAGCAAAAAAUGUUUGUUUAUAAAGAUAGUGGGAACAAGUGUAAGCAGAUAUGGUAUGAUAAAAGUGUUUGGAAAUCGGUAGAUUGUGAACGAAAGAAGUUAUUGUACGUCGACAACAAGGGAAGGGAUAUGUGGUACUCUUUGGUAGGUUUUAAUAACUUUGAGUUUUUCGAACGGAGCUAAAGUAGUAUGGUAUUGAUACUUAUGCUAUUAUUACUAGUACUGAUCCUGAUGUUAGUAGUAGUUGUCAUUACUAGCAUUGAUACUGAUGUCGUUAGUAAUAGUAUACUAGUAUUGCUACUGAUUUUCUUCGUAAUAGUUAGUUUUAAUACGGCUAUUGAUGGUAUUAGUACUAAUGCUGGUAUUGAUGUUAUUGGUAACAGUUAGUGCUGUAACAACACCAGUAUCAAUAUAUACUAGUAUUGAUACUGGUGUUGUUACUAAUACUUAGUACUAUUACUGCUACUGAUGUUAUCAGUAAUAGUAUUAUAGAUAACUACGUUAUUGGGGCUGUUACUGGUUCUGGGUUACUAGUAUUAGGUGCCGGCAAAAGUUUUUCCACGAUUUUUGUUUUUACCAAAAUUUAAUAUUUAAAAAAAGAACAUCAACUAAUGAACAAAUAUAUGUACCAUUAUUAUCAACGACCUGUUGCCAUUCCUUCGGCAGCAUUUGGAUUCAACUUCUAUAGAAACCUGGAGUUUGAGAAUGAGAGCAGGAGUUUUCGUGUAGGGACAUUUCGGGUAGCGACUUUUCGGGUAGGACAUUUCGGGUAAUGGACUUUUUGGGUAGGGACUUUUCGGGUAAGGACUUUUCGGGUCAUGAAUAUUUCGGGCAAUGGUAAUUUCGGGUAGGGAUUGUUCGGGUAGCUACUUUUCGGGUUAUCGACAUUUCGGGUAGGAACUUUUCGUAUAAUUUAAAAUAUUAAGUUAUGGAUAAUUACCGGCACGGUACGCUAACGUUCACAGUAUUCUAGUUACCAUGCGACCUUUCUUUUUUUCACUUUUUAUAAAAAAAUUAUAACUACGAUUUUUAACAUUGCAAGUCAUAAUUUUAAGUCUGGAAAUUUUAUUGUAAUUAUCCAUAACUUAAUAUUUUAAAUUAUACGAAAAGUUCCUACCCGAAAUGUCGGUAACCCGAAAAGUAGCUACCCGAACAAUCCCUACCCGAAAUUACCAUUGCCCGAAAUAUCCAUCACCCGAAAAGUCCUUACCCGAAAAGUCCCUACCCGAAAAAUCCAUUACCCGAAAUGUCCUACCCGAAAAGUCGCUACCCGAAAUGUCCCUACCCGAAAAGUCACUAACCCACCAUUAUUAUCAACGACCUGUUGCCAUUCCUUCGGCAGCAUUUGGAUUCAACUUCUAUAGAAACCUGGAGUUUGAGAAUUGAAAAAGUUAGCCCACCAUCUCUUGCGGUACUCUCGAUUGUUAAAGUGUGUUGCUUUCAGGUGGUUUUGAAGAGAGUCGAACAUAUUAUAAUCUGUAGGCACAACAUCAGUUGAGUACCGUGCAUAUAGCAUCACAGCCCAGCCAAAGCUUUUCAGCUUGUGCUGGGUCAACUUUUUCAUAUAGGCGCGAGCAGUAUCAUGAAUGAAGAAGGUUCGAUUCUAUUCACUAUGCAAUGCCGCCGCAACAGAUUUAAUUUGUCUACAGUAGACAACUACAGGAAUCGUAGUUCAAUGUGGUACCAUUUCCUAGAACACAAUAUCUGUUGAGUUCCAGCUAACGCUGAUCAUCCUAUACAGUGGGUGAAGAUCAGGUUUUGGGGUUGGUGUACCUUGUUCUCCACGUGCAAGCCAUUGUUCCUUCCUGGUGUGAUUAACAUACAGUACCCACUCCUCAUCCCCAUUAAUCAAAUUGUCAAGCCAUUCAAAGUUCCUUGGGAAUAUAAACAAGUGCAACUUCCACUUAGCGUUUCAGGUGGUCGCUGUUCAAAUCAUGUGGAACCCCUUGACCAUAUUUCCAUGAUCUUCCAAGGUCGUGAAGUCUAGUUAAUAUAAUAGAAGGAUCACACUGAAGCUCUACAGUCAAAUGAGUGCAGGUUUGUCUGGGGUCUUCUUCAAUCAGCUUCAGAAGGUUGGGUUUCUUCAACGCUGAUGAUCUACCAUAUCGAACUUUUCGGACGUGUCAAAGUCACCGUUUCUGAACUUGUGGAACCAAACUUUCGUGGUGUCGUAAGAGACAACUGAAGGCCCUACAGCACUGCAUAUUUCCUUCGUCGCUCUUGUUGCGUUGCCGGGAUUGCGGAAUUUGAGAAGCAACACUGCCCAAACAUGGUCAUGUUUCACCUUGAUUUCCUGAACCAUCGUAAACAACAGAAUGCUUGAACAUGCAAUAGUUUUUAGUCCUUGCACAACUCUUUAUAUAGGUUAUCAACAGAAACUUCUAGAACUGUCUAUAAUUUUUUGGUAAAUUUUAGAAAAAUUGUGGAAAAACUUUUGCCGGCACCUAAUACAUAUACUAGAAGUUAUCUUUAGUAAUUACGAUAAGUAUAUGAUGAGUACUAACACUGAGAUUUUUAUUACUAUUCUUAGUACUUUUCAGGCAUACAUCAGCCUGGUUUCCAACUGUAAAAUUAAAGCGACAGAGUCGGAAUUAGCCAAUACUUAUGUAUUGUUUGUUAAACCUCGGUCUUCGUAAGUUUAAAAUUAAAUUUUUUAAAUGAAAUUGAUGCCUGUAUGGUGUAUUAUGUACAAUAUUGUUUAUAUAUAGGGUAAAAUACGUCCUCCAUUCUUAGCCUUGUUAAAAUAAAGUCUGCUUCAGGGUGUACAUAAUCUUGAUGGUCGCCGUACCAUGCUCACUGUUCAUAAUCAUAAUAAAGUUUGUUGUCGUGUUUGUCUGCUUACAUACGAAGUUCAAGAAACGCGAUUCCUUGACGCAAAAACGACUUUUGGUAAGUUUUUGGGAAUUUAAUGGUCGUUUUAACAAUUUCUUUGAUAAUUUCAAAAAUUUAGUUAAAAAUAUUGUAAAACAUAUAAAAAGGCAACUAUAUUCAAGGCUUCAUGUUAGUAUCUUGACUUACAGAAACGGUAUACGACUUUGAAAUCGCUAAAAAUCGAAAACCGUUUGACUCUUUUUUUCUUACAGGCUAACUUAAUAUGAUACUCUGCAGAUGCUCUGUAGUAAAACAUUGAAAGCAGAUUAGACAGACAAUACAUAUUUUUUUGUUUUAGACAAUCGACGAAGAGAGGUCGGAUUGCUCGGGCGACUACUUGACUAGUACUUCAUCAGGCCAGUCAAAGCCCAAAAAGACAAAUUGGAAGAAGCUAAAGAUGCCUAAGGUCAUGAAGAAGAAUAAAGACGACUUGUCUUUUGAUGACAGUGCUAAAAAUGUAAAUUUUUCUUUCUUAUACACUUUGCAACUAUUGAUUUUUUAAAAAUCGGAUUUAAAAAGAUGUUUUUUUAAAUUUUAUCACGUUUUGUUUAAAAAAUGACAUGUUAUAGGAGGCUUUUGAAUAAAAGAUCUUGAAAAAGUUAUAAAACUUUCAUUUUUAGAGAUUUUGAAUUACAAUAUUAACAAAGAUUUUAUUACUUAAAAUUUCAGACAGACAAUCCUCUGGGAAAACAAAAGAAACCGAAAAUGCCUAAGGGUGAAAAAAAGAAAAAGAAGCCAAAAGCGAACGGUUCUCCGAAGAAACCGAAGGAUCCCAAAAAGAAUGGUAAUAAUGGUACAGGAAAUGCAAGCCCGAUUGAUAAGAAGAAAGCAAAAAGAAAGGCUAACAACAAUAAUAUCAUUGGAGGAUCAGAAGAGUAG
Molecule: messenger RNA, 4488 nt
Organism: Bursaphelenchus okinawaensis
Lineage: Eukaryota; Metazoa; Nematoda; Chromadorea; Rhabditida; Aphelenchoididae
Source: the annotation of a GenBank genome assembly